Cladophialophora psammophila CBS 110553 is the source of this 1668-nucleotide messenger RNA. RefSeq lists its product as uncharacterized. NCBI's taxonomy places the organism in Eukaryota, Fungi, Ascomycota, Eurotiomycetes, Chaetothyriales, Herpotrichiellaceae. Gene Ontology annotation, biological process: activation of GTPase activity; regulation of fungal-type cell wall organization; signal transduction. Gene Ontology annotation, molecular function: GTPase activator activity. The transcript has 4 exons. The record is from RefSeq and is a predicted model, not a curated record. The coding region runs from base 1 to 1668 and encodes 555 amino acids. Gene Ontology annotation, cellular component: cell cortex.
AUGGACCCUCUUUCAGUCGCAGGCUCAAUUGUGGGCAUUCUUGCGGCUGCUGCCCAGGUGUCUGCAAACAUCUCUACUCUGGUGGGAAGGAGCCGAAAGGCACCAAAACACAUUCGGAAAGUAAAGGGUGAAGUCGACACUAUUCGUUCUAUACUCCACCAGCCCCAUGCUCUAUUACUUGGAAGCGCAACAACCUGUCGCGGACGCACAUCACUGAUCUUGGUUGAUCAGGUCGUGGUGACAUUAACUGCCUGUGUCAGUGCCUUCUCAGAGUUGGACGUUAUGGUGGGAACGUUAGUUUCAGACGAAAAGCUUGGGCUCAUAGAUCGAUUCCGGUGGGCUACCAAAGCUGCCGCGAUCAAUGAGAGCUUGAAGAAUUUGGAGGUUCAGAAGAGCACAUUGACUCUGAUGCUCAUCAUACUGACCUACGCAUCCUCGUACAAAGCUGAAGAUUCAGUAACCAACCUUGUACGACUCGUGGAGACCAUAUUAGCUGGUCACGAAACGCUAGCUAGACGACUAUCCAACACCGAGAUGACAUUGGGACCUACUGCCAAGACUGAAAAUCCGACGCAAAAUGACGACACAGAUCUUCUAACGAUUAGCGCCAUCACCCGGAAUCAGUUCGGUUUAAUGUUUGAAGACGAGUUAAGUGGAUCCGGGUGUAUCAGCGGGCAGCGCGAAGAGUGGACGCCGCAUCUUCCAUCCCUGUCGAAUAUCUCUAACCUCGCCGUUUUGGCCUUGCCGAUCCAUGCCGAGGAGAUCAGCAACAGAGAGUUUUAUCAGUUCGGGAAAGUCGAUAUCGGAAAAGGCUCUAAAGCAUUCACUGUUUUCGCUUCAACGAAGUCACCAAAAUACUAUGCUGUUGAAACUGCCAACUUGACCGACGGGGACUCGAGUCCUAUUCUCGGGGCUCCUUUGUUAUCAGGCAUGGCAAUCGCUUCAGUUACAACUGGUUCUGUUGGAGAGGGCGGGAAGCUGUUUAUUUCGGGCCACAUUCCCACUGUUGCAAGAUGCUGCACUUAUAUAAAGGAAGAAGGCCAGAAGACGAAGGAGAUUUUCUUUAGAUCGGGCUCAGCAACACGGAUACAAGAUCUGAAAAAAAUAUUCAGCAGUAACACCGACCUUUGCUAUUAUGGCUCAGAAAUCCGAUGGCGAGAGUAUCAGGUGGGGGACGCUGCAAGUCUGCUCCUCCGUUAUCUCAAACGCCUGCUGGAGCCAAUCAUUCCGCUUGAUUGCUCUAUGACCUUCGCAGCGGUGUAUUAUGAAUUCACCUCAGCUAUGGAAGCCAACGAAGGUCGCAACUGGGCUCAAUUGGAUGCGCGUAAGAGGUUGUCAAUACUGAAUACUCUUAACUUUGCCCUUAUGACAACACUGCGCCUUAACCGCCAUCUGGUGCUGUACUUGGUUGACCUGCUCCAAGCAUGUGUUGAGUAUUCAAACCUCAACCUCAUGACGGCGGAUCGACUAGUUACAGUUUUUCAGCCUUCCAUCCUGACUCUUAGGCCGGAAGAGAUGUCAAUAGAAGAACACCAAAUUGCACACCAGGUCCUCGUCUUCAUGAUCGUGCUCUGGGAGGAAGGACAUCUUAGUGACCUCGUGAACGUGAGAGGAGAAUUGCCCUGGAGGUUGCAAAAACCCAAUAAGCACGUUUUCACAAAUCCAUGA